AUGGAACAGCGAGAACGACUUAUUCCAAGGUUCAAUCGCGCGCAGCCAGCAUCACAGUGCAGAGCAAUCAUCUGUUUCUCUCUUGUCAUGGCGAUAACAAUUAGCUUGGUUGUGAUAGGCCUGGUGCUCACUGGACAGGCAAGCUCCGCCAGUGAAAUGUGGAAGCAUCACACGCGAGUGUGCGAUUCCGACAAGAUACUCAAUAUCGCUCACAGAGGAUCAAGCGGGAUGCGUCCAGCUCACUCACUCGCUGGCUAUGAGCUCGCAGCCGACCAAGGGGCCGACUUUAUCGAGUGCGACGUCGCAGUUACCAAAGAUCUCAAAUUAGUCUGCCUCCACGAUGCAUUUUUAUCUACGGUCACGAACGUCGCAAAGAAACCAGAGUUUGAAGACAGAAAGCGAACUCUGAAGUACAAUGGUGAAGAGCGAGAAGAUUGGUGGGUCAACGACUUUACUUUCGACGAGUUGAGCUCUCUGCGUCUGAUUCAAGAAUUCGCCGACCGGGACCAGUCCUUCAAUGGCGAUUAUACGAUUCCUCUGCUUUCCGAAUACAUCGAAAUCGCUCAACAGAAAAACGUCGACAUCUAUCCAGAACUGAAAACACCUUCUUUCUUCAACGAACAACUAAACGUCGAUUUCGAGCAGAAUCUGAGCAUUCAGCUGCGCAAGGUCGAGGGAUUUGAUUCCCGCCGCGUACUUGUUCAGUCAUUCGACUCCACUAGUCUCCUGAAGUUCCAUGAAUACGCGCCAGAAUAUCGUCUCAUUCAGCUUGCAAAGGUGAUGCCUACGGAUGAGCAGCUUGAAACGCUCGCUCAAGCGGGCGCUUACGGCCUUGGCCUCGCCAAAGAUCUCAUCAUUCAACAAAAAGACAACCGACGACUGGGCUACAGUGAGAUCGUUUCAAAAGCACACAGUUUGGACCUGAAAGUUCACUCUUGGGUGAGCCGAAACGAAGGCAAGUAUCUCUUGUGGGAAUACGGACUCGACCCGUACAAAGAAUACGAAGAUUUGAUUGCUGCCGGCGUCGACGGAAUCUUCACCGACUUUCCCGCCUCUCUAGCUAAUUACCUAACCUUGCGCCGUCAAAAAUCAUGCUAA
Molecule: messenger RNA, 1098 nt
Organism: Oikopleura dioica
Lineage: Eukaryota; Metazoa; Chordata; Appendicularia; Copelata; Oikopleuridae
Source: the annotation of a GenBank genome assembly